AUGAGUGCUCCUCGCUCUCCUCACUUGGGUGCUGCUAAUCGUAUUCUUUGUUAUUUGAAGAGCACAAUUUGGUUUGGUCUUUCCUUUCGUCAAUCUCCAAGCCCCUUUGCUCUUUGUGGUUUCUCUAAUUUUGAUUGGGCUGGUUAUCUUGAUACCUGUCGUUCGACUAUUGGCACUACAUGGAUCUCUCAUCUCCUUCAUGAGUUGGAGCUUCCUUCUUCUGGACCUACCAUAUUGUUGUGUGACAAUCUCAGCACUACCUACAUGGCUUCUAAUCCGCUCGCUAACAUCCUCACCAAGGGCCUUUCUACGUAUUAUUUCCAUCCUCCUUCAUUCAAAUCUCGUCUCUUCCACAUCAUCGGAUUUGUGGGGGAGUGUUAG
Molecule: messenger RNA, 381 nt
Organism: Prunus armeniaca (apricot)
Lineage: Eukaryota; Viridiplantae; Streptophyta; Magnoliopsida; Rosales; Rosaceae
Source: the annotation of a GenBank genome assembly